UACUGACACGGGAGGAUGGCCAAACACAUCUCCCUGAAGCUGCUCUCCAUAGACAGCGGACACGUAGAUGAUCCCAUUAGCGCUGGCUGCAGCGGCACAUGCUCAGCUAUGCUUGUUGAAGGGGAUCUCAGUAGGCUGUGCGUGAGCACUGAGGUCAUCGCCUGCGCUGAGGAAAAAAUACUCAGCGCAGCCUCCAUUUUGAGUAGUAUGAAAUAGAGGAAAGCAUAGUUUUGAGCCGCCGCCGCAGCAGCAAACAAACUGUAAACACUAGCGAAACAGCCUCUGCCAUGGACGACCUGUUCAGUCCGCGAAGCAACGUAAUGAUUUAUGUGUAAAUAUAUGAAGUGGACGUCCAAGCCCCCGUUUAUAUAACCUUUGGAGGGAACGGAGCAGUCGGACGUUGAUUGGCUGGAUAUGCAAUGCAGCUGAACAGCACACAAGGAGAGAUUAGAGUGGGACCAAGUCAUCAGGCCAAGCUACCUGAAUUACAGCUGACACCUGCUCAUGGAACAGAGUUCGUCACAGAAAAUGAGGAGCUGGUGUGGGCACCUGGGGUCAAUGACUGUGACCUUCUCAUGUACCUACGGGCUGCCAGGAGCAUGGCAGCGUUUGCAGGGAUGUGUGAUGGAGGUUCAACAGAGGAUGGUUGCCUUGCAGCUUCACGGGAUGAUACCACAUUAAAUGCUUUAAAUACACUCCAUGAAAGCCAAUAUGAUGCAGCCAAAGCCCUGCAGUGUCUGGUGAAGAAACCUGUUCCAAAACUCAUUGAGAAAUGCUGGUCAGAAGAUGAAGUGAAACGGUUUAUCAAAGGUCUCAGACAGUAUGGCAAAAACUUCUUUAAGAUCCGUAAGGAGCUGCUGCCUAGUAAGAAAACGGGUGAGCUAAUCACAUUCUACUACUACUGGAAGAAAACUCCUGAAGCCGUGGCGUCACGACCUCAUCGGCAGCAGAGAAGGCAGCCAGUGUCUCGCAAAGUGAAAACUCGCAACGCGACAGCUGCAGCCAAUGCAACAUCUCGCACUUCUUCCAUGGAACUUAGUUCAGCGAGUGAAGAUGAUCUGGACAGUGAGGAUAGUGAGCAGGGCGGAAAAGGUCAAGCCUGCAGUCACUGUCUAACCACUAACUCCAAAGACUGGCAUCAUGGAGGGAGAGACAAUGUCUUGCUGUGCUCUAGUUGCCACUCUCACUUCAGCAAGCAUCGGCGCCUGCCACCUGUUCCUAAACCAGCAGAUCCGCCAUACCUCUUCAAACCUGUCAAAGAAGAGGAAGAGGGAGUCAGACAUGGGAUGAAGACCCGUCGGAGCCGGGUGCCACCACAUAUGUCAUCUCUUCGAAGUGGGCGCAACAGACCAACCGGAAGUCCCGACAGGGGCAUGUCUCCCACCCUCGAGGAUGUGCGAUCUAAUGGACAGUCCCCUAGAGCCAGUUCCACUGCGAUGGCAACCAGGGCUUCCAGCUCUGAUAUCAAGAAUGGAGUGGCUGGGAAGACUAACAAGACCAUAAAAGUAGAGGCAUCUAUAGUAAAGGGUGUGAAAAGACAGAGAGAGUCAGCAGCUCCAGAUGCUGAUGAGCCUGAAAGGAAAAACAUGAAACGACCCAAGAAUCAGGAGGGUCCUGAUUCUCCAUCAGAAGGUGAGGGUGAAGGCGAGAGCUCAGAUAGCCGCAGUGCCAAUGAUGAUGGCAGCAGCGACACUAAAGACAUUGAUCAGGACAACCGCAGCUCUUCCCCCAGCCUGGCCAGUCCCUUGCAGGCCAACGAAAGUGACUCGGACUCCCCAGCACCACCCCCUGCACCAGGCCCAACCCCACAAACCCAACCCCAGCAGCCUGCUGCGACACCCACAGCACAUGCCCCCUCUGAAACACCACCAUCUCCUCAGCCCUCUUUGCUUGCAUCCUCAUCUGCACCUUCACCUGGAGCUUCUACCGCCACCUCGAAGGCACCAUCCGUAGAGGUUUCCCAGGAGGUUCCAUCUCCAACCACUUUCAGAAGCGGUCCUAGGGGACCCGAAGCCCCCACCUCUUAUUCAAACUCCUUGACUCAGCAGGUGCAGUGUCCAGGGCAGGGGCAGUCAUUUCCUGUGCCGCUCCAUUAUCAGCACAAUUCAGGUCAGCUGCAGAAUCCUUCAUCUAGCGUGAAUCAGCCAUCAGGGUUUGCUUCCAGACCGCUCCACCUUCAAAGAGAGAGCCCUCUUCCUCCUCUUCCCCCUACAGCAGCAUCCCAAAUCAAGCCCCCUCCGACCACUCCAAUUCCACCUUCUCACAAGCAGCCCCCUCACCUUUCUGCACCUCCACCCCAUUUCCUGCAAAUCCACCCCAAUUUACCUCCACCUCCUGCUCUAAAACCGCUUGCUUCCUUGCCCUCGCAGCACUUGCCUUGUUCCCAGCCUCCUCCAUUGCAUAUAAUUCCACAAAAUCACCCUGCUCAACCUUCCGUUCUGACUCAGUCACAGAGCCAGCCGGUCAAAGGUCAUACCAGUGGUGCCCCUCCAGCUGCAGCGAGUUCUCAACCAUCGCUCCCACAAAAUCGUCCUGGUCCUGAGUCCACUGCUUCAUUCCCUCUUUACACUAGUCCCGUCCCUGCCCAUCAGCCCUCCACGUCCUCCUCAGCAAGCACUCCUGUUGGACAGGCUCAUAUCAAAGAGGAACCAAUUGAUGAGGAGGAAGAGUGCGAUAGCCCACCUCCGCCUCGCAGGAGUCCCUCUCCAGUACCAACAGUGGUUGACAUACCCAGUCAUGCAAGUCAGUCAGCAAGAUUCAUCAAACACCUCAACCGAGGUUACAACUCCUGCUCUCGCACAGACCUGUACUUCACCCCAUUGGCCUCCUCAAAAUUGGCCAAAAAACGAGAGGAAGCUGCUGAAAGAUCCAGAAGAGAAGCAGAGCUGAGCACUCGACAGGGACGGGACAGAGAAAGAGAGCGGGAGAGGGAGAGAGAAAGAGAGCGGGAGCGAGAAAGGGAGAGAGACUCUGAUAAAGCCUCUCGUGCGUCAUGCUCAUCCCACGAUGGCCGAAUAGGGGAACACCUGCUUGCUGCCCAUGUGCAACCGGGCCGUCCGUCAUUCGAACAUCCUCCCCCCACCACUGUGGCUGCAGUUCCACCAUAUCUCGGCCCUGACACUCCAGCCCUCCGCACACUCAGCGAGUACGCCCGCCCCCACGUCAUGUCUCCCACCAACCGCAACCAUCCUUUCUUCAUGCAGCUUGGGCCAGGUGAGCACCUGCUGGCUUAUCACAUGCCAGGGCUCUAUGCAGUAGACCCAGCCCUUCGAGAGCGAGAGCUUCGUGAGCUUCGAGAGAGAGAGAUCCGAGAAAGAAUGAAGCCCGGAUUUGAGGUGAAACCGCCAGAGCUGGAGAACCCACUUCAUCCGUCGGCAAAUCCCAUGGAGCAUUUUGCCCGCCAUGGUGCCCUGCCUCUGUCUCAUGUGGCUGGGCCUCACCCCUUCGCCCAGUUCCACCCAGCCAUGGACCGCAGCGUAGCGGCACCCCCUCGGCCAGAAAUCAGCUAUGCUGAGCGUUUGACAGCUGAACGGCUCCAUGCUGAAAGGAUGGCCUCUGUUGCUGCUGGUGACCCUGUUGCACGGCUACAGAUGCUCAAUGCUACACCACACCACCACCAACACUCACAUAUACACUCCCAUCUUCAUCUGCACCAACAGGACCCUCUCAACCAAGGUGAGAACUUAUCUAGAUCACAUUUUUUUCAAGAAAGUAAAUGGAAAUGUCAAUGUAUUUGUCUUUCAGGCCAAGGGCCUCAUCCUCUGGUGGACCCAUUGGCUGCUGGCCCCCCUCUGGCACGAUUCCCCUACUCACCUGGUGCCAUCUCCAACCCCCUACUCAGUGAGUUACCCCAUGAGCAUGAAAUGCUCCGCCACCCUCUGUUUGGAGCACCAUUCCCCAGAGAGUUACCAGGACCCCUGGCUCCGAUGUCAGCUGCGCAUCAGUUGCAGGCGAUGCAGGCACAGUCAGCAGAGCUGCAGAGGCUGGCACUGGAGCAGCAGUGGCUACAUGGACAUGCACACUUACAUAGUGCUCCUCUCCCCAGCCAAGAAGACUACUACAGCCGUCUGAAGAAAGAGGGAGACAAGCAGUCCUGAAAUGAACAAAUCCUCCACUGUGGAUUACAGAGUGAUUCUGUGUUCAGGGUAUCAGGCCUUUUAUUUCAGAAAACCCAGCGUGGGUUUAUCCCUGUUUUGGCACUUAUAAACAUUUGACCGACUCCUUUGUGAUGUAUGAAAUAACUAGCCUUUCGGAGCACAGCGAAUUUGCUUUCCUUGCAUGAACACUAUUUAGAAAUUUCUGUAAUUUAGAAGUUUCUGUAAGAAAUUAAAUUCCCACGUAAUGUUGUUAUUGUGCUAAAAGCACAGUACUGUAGAUUUACUAAGUAUUUGAAAAGUGCUGUCCAAUAUCCAGAGUUUAUCACAAUUUAGUUUCCAAGUUUACUGAAACAUUCGUUUUAAGAUUGUAAAUAUAUGUUUGAAAUAAUAUAUUAACUGUUGAAAUUUAAAAGAUGCAAUGAUAGAUUUGGAUACAAAAACUUCAGAUGACCUGUGUGCAAGAAGUGCAUACUUUACAUUCUCUAUCCUUCCCUUUCUCUGACAGCCUCUUCAUCUAUACCUCAGUGUGCUCAUCAAUAUACAGUAAAGCCUACCUGUAGUAAACUCCACAACACCUUAUUUUUUUUAGCAAUUUAACUUUUUUUGAUUUAAUAAUGUAGACCAAAUCUAGGCUGAGUAUUAGCAUUAUGACUGUAGUGUUGAUCUUUCCCUGUCUGGGAACAGAGCUUAUCCAGCUCUGCAGAACAGUCGCUUCACUGCCAUGGUCAUACGAUGCUGUGGAAGACUGAUCAGGCCAACAGUCACCUGCUUGCAGUGUUUACCGCCAUUCUUAAGGACACAAUUUGAUAGAGCAGGUCAGUUCCUGGGUCCUCCCUACUUGGCACAGAAGUUUAGGAAGUUAAUUUAUGGAGCGGUACCUACAGUUAGCAAUAAAAUGCAUAUGGCAUAUUUAAUGGUAUCCUCAAUACCAGCUUCAGUCCUAGCAUGUGCACUUGGCCAAUUAAACAACCAGGCUACUGUUUAGUGUUACAUUUUCAUAGGCAGGCUGGUUGGGAAAGAACACAGCAUUCUCACAAUAAGAUGAAAUUCAUUAUAAACACAAUAGAGAGAGAAAGAGUAAUUUUGUGAUGGUUUAAUGCAAUACAAGUGUAUUGUUGUGCACUACUAUUAAUUGUUAAAAUAACAAUAGAAAUCAUGAAAUGUAGUGCCAUUGUUUUGUAUGUGUUGAAGCAGACAGUUGAUGAGUGUUAUCUGUUAAUGCCGUUAUUGUGGAACUUUGAUGGGUCACUUUUUCCAAAACUGCCAAAAAGUCAUUAUUUUCUUUGAAUUAGCACUAAACAUUUAAAUUUAAUGGGAAAUAUAUUCUCAUUUUUAAUAUCCAUGUCUUUAUGUAUACAUGCACAGUGUUGUCUGGUUGCAAUUACCUUAUAGUUGGAAAUUUUUCAUAACUUUCAAUGACGAA
This is a messenger RNA of Sinocyclocheilus anshuiensis, 5520 nucleotides long. RefSeq names its product arginine-glutamic acid dipeptide repeats protein-like. Gene Ontology annotation, biological process: regulation of DNA-templated transcription. Bases 420 to 4097 code for a protein of 1225 amino acids. The record is from RefSeq and is a predicted model, not a curated record. The transcript has 17 exons. Gene Ontology annotation, cellular component: nucleus. Gene Ontology annotation, molecular function: sequence-specific DNA binding; transcription corepressor activity. NCBI's taxonomy places the organism in Eukaryota, Metazoa, Chordata, Actinopteri, Cypriniformes, Cyprinidae.